Messenger RNA from Mya arenaria, 1597 nucleotides. RefSeq names its product beta-1,3-galactosyltransferase 1-like. The transcript is spliced from 2 exons. Gene Ontology annotation, molecular function: hexosyltransferase activity. The record is from RefSeq and is a predicted model, not a curated record. Bases 221 to 1357 code for a protein of 378 amino acids. Lineage: Eukaryota; Metazoa; Mollusca; Bivalvia; Myida; Myidae. Gene Ontology annotation, cellular component: membrane.
UAAUUGGUCAAAAGUCUUGGAAGACUUAUACACGGAUUAUGUAAUAUAAGAGUUAAUUUAUCUGAAGUCCCAGAUAUUUACCAUAUGUUCUUAUCAGUCUAUUUAUUACAAUGGAACAUAAGAAUACUUAGCUUUAAUGUUACAAAAUUACACUUUCAUGUAAGUAAAUAAUAUAUUUGAAUACACAAAAUAAAUUGUAAUUGUCUUAAAAUUUCAAGUGAUGAUUUCUAAAAUGUUAAAGAGAUUCCAGGCUAUUCAAAAAACAAUCCGAAGAAAGGCACUGUUCAACUUUAACAGAAAGUUAACAUUUAUUUCUUUCCCAUGUAUCCUCAUACUUUUCCUGGUCACAACUUUUCUACAAGAAGAGAACACAGCCUUUGUUUCCAGUUUAAAGAAAAACCUGGCAACCUAUAAAUAUUACAAGUUUAACUGGAACAAAGUUAAUAUUAUUACGACAAAUUUUACUAUCAAAGGUGAACAAGUGUGUGCAAAUGAAGUUCCGUUUCUACUAAUUAUAGUUCCAAGCAUGCCGGCUGAUAGGUCAGAACGUAACAGCAUUAGAAACACCUAUGGAUCCUAUUCAAAAGUACAUGGGAGACCAAAUGCAAAAAAACAGACUGGUUCUUUCAAAGAUGGCUACAUACAACUCAUUUUCAUGAUGGGAAAAGCUGAAGAAAAAAAUACAGAUAUAAUGCUGAAGAAGGAAAGUGAUCUGUACGGUGAUAUUGUGCAGGCUGAUUUUGAAGAAUCAUAUCCUAACUUGACUCUAAAAAUCCUCAGUGCAUUAAAGUGGAUGAUGCAGUUUUGUAAAAAGGCAAAGUUUGUUCUUAAAAUCGAUGAGGAUGCUUUUGUAAAUAUUCCGUUACUGGUGAAGUUCUUGAAAAGCAAUCCGCCUGAAAGAAAGGGCACCGUCUACGGACAUAUUUAUUCCAACAGUAGUCCAGUUCAAAGAAGAGGAAGGUGGAAAGUUCCUUUUGAAAGCUACCCACUGGACUAUUAUCCAAGCUACGCCGCUGGAAACUCAUAUGUCUUAUCAGGAAAUAUCAUCCAAAACCUAGUUACACACUCAGAAUAUUUUCCAUAUAUUCCCAUUGAAGACGCAUUUAUCACUGGAAUACUCAUUAAUUCUAUAGGUGCCAAACACUUAAACAAUUUUGGUUUUACAUACUGGCUACAAAAGCAACAACAGCCGUGUCAGUUUGUUAAGGAAAGAAGAAUUACAGCUAACAAGGUUACAGAUUCGCUUAAGGACGAGUACUGGGAUGCUUGCAAUAAUUUUACUAAAUUCUGUUCAUUUUCUGAUUACAAAAACAAGAGACUGGAAACUAGAAAGAAACACCAUAUUGCUGUAAAGUGAAGGCUAAAGUCUUUUUUUCAGUCAAACAAGGGCCUGAGUGCUCAAUUAUUACCAAAGCCAGUUUUUUGCCUUGUUAGAAAUAUGCAAUUAUUACCAAAGCCAGAGUUUUUUGCCUUUUUGGAAACAUGUGUACAUACGUAUUGUAUAUGUAAACAUGUGUACCAAUAAAUAAUUAAUAUCUUUACAUUUUUUUUAGUUAUAGUUAAGUUAAAUGUUUUUUCACAGAAAUGCCAACAACAA